AUGAGGACAAGGAAGCCUCCCUGCCCGGUAGAAAAAGUGUGGGUAGACAAGCACAAAUAUGAUGAAGCGGAGAGACUGCAUUACGAAAGAGAAGCCAUGCUAGCUGCUGCGGCGCCUGAGGAAUGCCAGGAGGUAGAGGCUGUAAAUGGAGUCUGCAAUGAUGACUCUGUUGAAAGUGAAUUCAAGGGAGACCUGAAGAGAGCAAGGAAUGGAAAGAAACAAAGGAAACGGAAGCGCUCUCCAAAACCCAAAAAUGUUGCCUCCAAGUUAGACUCUAUUCUGACUGGUUUGUUAGCUGACCACGUGUGGUUUGACAAACCUUUCUAUGAUCAUGCUGAGAACGUGUACAGGAAAAAAAUAGUGGAUUGUCAAAACCAGGAGGCACCUGAGACUGCACUAACUGUUGAGCAGUCCCCUUUAGUGGCCAGGUCAAAAGCUGUCCAAGAUAUUCCUAAGCCAAGGAUGCUUUCAGCAGCCCUGCUCUGCUCCCAUGGUAGUCUGUCUGCGUGUCACCAUAUUGUUCAGGAUGUCUGGGUCAACAAGUUUGACUUUGAUAAGGCCGAGGAGGUGUUUAUCGAAAAAUCUCACUUCUUUCUUCCUCCAAAUGUCCUAACCAUCCCGUCUGUGUGGUCAAACACUGGCAACGUUGGGCUGAGAACACCGGAUGAGGGCUAUGUUACAGCCCUGCCUACUCCUGCUACGCCAAGUUUAGCUCCAGACGUCGUUGCUGAUUCUGCUUCUUCCUUCGUUACCGGUUUGCCUGGCUCUGUACGCCAGACGGUAAAUGGUAAGCCGCAGAUUUCAAGCUUGCAGGCUCUCAUGUCAGAGGUGUGGUUAGAAAAACCUCUUUAUGAUGAUGCUGAGAAGAGCUUCUACGAGAACAUGUUUGAUGGUCAUCCAUCAGGCAAAGUCAGACAGCAGCAACGCGGCUCCCCUGAAGCAUUGAAGAACAGCCAUGAGGACAGCAAGAACCCUAGUGUUGGAAAGCAAACGGGCAUCAAACAUGAGGAGAUGGCCACCAACUCUCUGCUUCCCAGUGAUGCUGAGCAACCUCCGCCUACCUACUUUUUUCUGCACGAGGACAGUGAAACUGUGUGGCUUAAUAAGCCGACGUAUGACAGUGCUGAGUCACGAUACUAUGCAGCCGAGGCUCUGAAAAUGUCAAGAGCAGGAGAGAGUAUGGGGAUGCAGGAAUCCGCAGUAGUAAAACCCUCCCAACCAGCUGCUUAUGCUUCAAGUGUACCUGCGCCAGAAACAAAAAAAAUGGCAGUCGACUACUUUUUGCAUGAGAAGAUCUGGUUUGAGAAAUACAAGUAUGACGAUGCUGAGAGAAGAUUCUAUGAGCAGAUGAACGGGCCAGUUAGCAGCUCUUCACAGCAGCAGAACGGAGCCAGCACGAUCCUACGCGACAUUGCCAGAGCCAGGGAGAAUAUCCAGAAAUCGCUGGCCGGAAGCAGAGGUGCAAGCACAACUUCUGGGCCUGCUGGUGACCAAAAUGAACUCCUUUCCAGAAUUUCUCACCUGGAGGUAGAAAAUCAAAACCUUCGCAGUGUUGUUGCAGACCUUCAGAUGGCCAUCUUCAAGUUGGAAAGCCGCUUGAAUGCUCUGGAAAAGUCAUCUACCUCCCACCAGCCCUCACCAGUUCCUCCAACGCAGCACGUCACCCCAAUGAAGAAAGUGGAGCCGUUCAGUGUUCCCUCCAAGAAACCAGCCGUUGCAGAGGAAGAUGACGAUGAUGACAUCGACCUUUUUGGUAGUGAUGAUGAAGAGGAAGACCAAGAGGCUGCCAAAGUCCGAGAGGAGAGACUGCGUCAGUACGCAGAGAAGAAGGCCAAGAAACCGGGUCUUAUUGCCAAGUCUUCUAUCCUUCUGGAUGUGAAGCCAUGGGAUGAUGAGACUGAUAUGGCGAAGAUGGAGGAGUGUGUCCGCUCCAUCCACAUGGAUGGGCUGGUGUGGGGAGCCUCCAAACUGGUCCCAGUAGGUUAUGGCAUUAAGAAGCUCCAGAUCCAGUGCGUAGUGGAGGAUGACAAGGUCGGAACAGACAUCCUGGAGGAGGAGAUCACCAAGUUUGAAGACUACGUGCAGAGCGUUGACAUUGCUGCUUUCAACAAGAUCUAGAAGCAAAACUGUAUCCCCUUCUGAAACUGUAACUAAUAAAGAUCAAGAUUGGGAGUGCA
Messenger RNA from Balearica regulorum gibbericeps (East African grey crowned-crane), 2177 nucleotides. The record is from RefSeq and is a predicted model, not a curated record. NCBI's taxonomy places the organism in Eukaryota, Metazoa, Chordata, Aves, Gruiformes, Gruidae.